AAGCCCAAUAAUAAUCAAAACAAAUUUGUUUAAUCGAAUAACUAUUUAAUAAUAAUUCUAGGGUAUGUUUCGGGGCGUUACACAAAGCAACCAAGGAAAUGGUUGAAGAGGAAUCAAGUGAUGAAGACAACGAGUUUGACCUCAUCAUCAAGAAAUUCCACAAAUUUAUGAAGAAAGAGCACGAGCGCAAAGGAAAGAAGCACGACGAUUCCCCGAAGUGCUAUGGCUGUGGCGAGAUUGGCCACAUCAAACCGAGAUGUCCAAAAGCCAAGAACGCCAAGGACAAACAUGGGCUCAAGAAGCAACGAGCAUACAUCUCUUGGGGAGGAGACUCCGGCGAUGAGUCAAGCGAGCAAGAGGAAGACGAGGAAACAAACCUUUGUCUCAUAGCUCAAGAAGAAGAGGAGUCAUCCAACCACAGAAACCAAGAG
This is a messenger RNA of Cuscuta campestris, 431 nucleotides long. Lineage: Eukaryota; Viridiplantae; Streptophyta; Magnoliopsida; Solanales; Convolvulaceae. The record is from the annotation of a GenBank genome assembly.